AUGUUUAAAAAAUUUACGAGAGAUGAUAUACAUUCACGUUCUAACGUGAAAUCCUCUAUCCAAAGAACUCUUAAGACAAAGUUAGUUAACCAAUAUCCUAAAUUGGAGCCUGUUAUUGAUGAACUAAUUCCAAAAAAGAGCCAAGUGGAGGUAAUCAAGUGUGAGGAUAAGAUUCAAUUAUAUGCUGUGAACGGUGAAGUGCUAUUCUUCCAACAAUUCGACGAAUUAAUUCCUAGUUUAAGACUUGUUCAUAAAUUCCCAGAAGCUUACCCAAUAGUUCAAGUGGAUAGGGGUGCCAUUAAAUUUGUUCUUUCUGGUGCAAACAUCAUGUGUCCUGGGUUGACAUCCCCUGGUGCCGGCCUACCAGACGCCCCUGGGUUUGAAAAGGACAGUGUGGUUAUAAUUAAGGCUGAGAACAAAGAUAGUGCAUUGGCCAUUGGCCGUUUGUUGAUGAGCACCGAAGAUAUCAAAUCUAUUAAUAAGGGCCAUGGUGUUGAAUUGAUCCAUCAUCUAGGUGAUCCAUUGUGGAACUUCACCAUCGAAUAA
Maudiozyma barnettii is the source of this 546-nucleotide messenger RNA. RefSeq names its product translation machinery-associated protein 20 (gene TMA20). The record is from RefSeq and is a predicted model, not a curated record. Lineage: Eukaryota; Fungi; Ascomycota; Saccharomycetes; Saccharomycetales; Saccharomycetaceae. Gene Ontology annotation, biological process: formation of translation preinitiation complex. Gene Ontology annotation, molecular function: RNA binding. Bases 1 to 546 code for a protein of 181 amino acids. The transcript is spliced from 2 exons.